AUGGCAUUUGUGAGCCCAUCCGGACCACAGCAGGGGGAAAGAGCAGGACAGGUUGGGGAGCUGAGAUGGGGAGUGAUGAGCAGAUCUCCCCUGGAGCUGACGCCUCCACUCCUGAGACAUUUUCAGCCUUUAAGAGCAGUAAAGGAUGACGACAGGGAGAGGAACUAUUCAGGGGGGCAUCCCAUGACCCCCAAACCACUGCAGGGUGCUGCCUCGUCCCGGCGGGUGUGCAGGACCAUUUGUGGGGCACACGGAGCCCCUGCUGGGAGCUGGGCUGGGCAGCGGGUGCUGCUCUGCUUUGGCCCCACCAACCCGGGGGGCAGUUCCCCAUGGCUCAGAUAUCCCACAUCAGAUAACAACCUGCUGCAGAUAAAAGCGUGGCCACAGAGGCACAGUGAGGACAGAAGACAGCAGGUUGCAGGGAUGAAGGCAGAAACCUGCUUCCUGGUGUUGCUGGUGAUGCUCAUCCUGUUCCUGGAAUCUGUAUCUUCUUCCUAUGAUUUGCCUGAGAAGCUGCCGGAUGCGUUCCUGCUGGGCAGUGUGAAUGAGGCCAGGCAGCUCGUGCCUACGAGGACACACUCCCGUAGAAGUUGCUUUGUUCUCCCUCGCGGCAUAAAGAAGAACCUGGAGAACGAUGCCUUGAACCCCAUAGAGCUCCUGAGAUAUUUCAAGCAGCCCAGGGUGGGGACAGAUUACAUGGGAACCACCCUGACCCUCCUGAAGGAGAAGCUUGCUGUCGUGAAAGGGGACUUCAAUGUCACAGCUGACUCUCGAGCAAGUGAGAUGCUGGAGCUGGCGUGCAAGCACACGCUCUUUGUGCAGGAGCACAAGUGCCUGGCUGGAGAGCUGAAAAGAUCGAAUCCACACUGGAAUGGGGAGAAGCUCUAUAAGGAGGCGCGGAAGACUGUGGGUGCCAUGAUCCAGAUUAUAACCUACAGGGACAACCAGCCUCUUCUUCUGAGAAGAGAUUUACAGAGAUGGAUUCCUUCCUACGAGGGCUACAAGGACUGGGUGGAUCCUCACAUGUCCAAUGUCUUCACUCUGGCCUUUCGUUUUGCUCAUGCUUCAAUUCCCCUGUUUGUGGGCCGAUUAAACAAAACUUCUGAGCCCACAUGUCCCAGAUUGCAACUCAGCAAAACCUCUUUUGGUGUCUGGCAUGUUGUGAAAGGAGGUGGCAUCGACCCCUUCCUGUGGAACCUGAUGGCCAGUAGGGCCCAGCUGAUGACACAGACUCAGAUGAUGGUGGACAAGCUCUGGGAUCACCUCUCUGAGCAGGUUGAAAGGAUCGGGCUUGAUUUGGCUCUUAACAUGCAGUGUGGCAGAGAUCAUGGCCUCCCAGGCUAUGUCUCCUGGAGAAAAUUCUGUGGGCUCCCCCAGCCCUGUGAUGUGAAGUCACUUGGUCGAGCACUGAAGAAUGACCGUGUGGCAAAGAAGUUCAUGCAGCUGUAUGGGACACCAAGGAACAGUGACGUCUGGGUUGGGGCACUUGCAGAGCCCUUUGUGGAUGGAGGAAGGAUUGGGCCUCUCAUGGCUUGUCUCAUUGGCACGCAGUUCAGGAGCACACAUGAUGGGGACAGGUUUUGGUGGAAGAACAGAGGGGUUUUCACUUCCCAGCAACGCUCUUCACUGGCCCAAAUCUCCUUGUCACGAAUAAUAUGUGACAACAAAGUGUCAAGAAAUAUCUUCCGGGCCAACAGAUAUCCUGACUCCUUUGUGAACUGCAGCAGGAUCCCAAAGCUGGACCUCAGAGCCUGGAGGUCAAAGUGGAUGGAGGAAAGUACCGAGCAAGGCGUCAGCCUCAAAGAGCAGACAGUUCCUGCCUGCGAGCAAGUACAAAUCUCUGCAAUCAUUAACAGCGCAGACAAUCCCAGCUGAGCU
Molecule: messenger RNA, 1878 nt
Organism: Lagopus muta (rock ptarmigan)
Lineage: Eukaryota; Metazoa; Chordata; Aves; Galliformes; Phasianidae
Product: myeloperoxidase-like
Biological process (GO): response to oxidative stress
Molecular function (GO): heme binding; peroxidase activity
Source: RefSeq, a predicted model, not a curated record